Molecule: messenger RNA, 595 nt
Organism: Monopterus albus (swamp eel)
Lineage: Eukaryota; Metazoa; Chordata; Actinopteri; Synbranchiformes; Synbranchidae
Product: somatostatin-1-like
Exons: 4
Coding region: 86-595 (169 amino acids)
Source: RefSeq, a predicted model, not a curated record
GUGUACCGGGACCGGACAGAAGAUCCCGGAGGACCCUCCUACAGACGCCGACAGACAGACAGACAGACAGACAGACAGACAGGUGAUGAAGAUGGUCUCCUCCCCGCAUCUCCGCUGCCUCCUCCUCCUCCUGUCCCUCACCGCCUCCAUCAGCUGCUCCUCCGCCGCCCAGAGAGACUCCAAACUCCGCCUGCUGCUGCACCGGACCCCGCUGCUGGGCUCCAAACAGGACACGUCUCGGGCCUCGCUGGCAGAGCUGCUGCUGUCCGACCUCCUGCAGAUGGAGAAUGAGGCUCUGGACGAUGACAGCUUCCCUCUGGCUGAAGGAGAACCCGAAGAUGUCCGAGUGGACCUGGAACGAGCUGCUGCAGGCAGCGGGCCGCUGCUUUGCUGUAUGGCACGACCUGAAGACGUUCACACCAGACGUCCUGAGAAUAUGUCUGAGCUGAAGCAGCUCUGUCAGGAAGAACAGUCCGAAGCUCCUCCUGAACGUGGUGCAGGUCUGAUCCACAGCCACAGGAAGCGCUGGCUGGAGGUCAUUGGUGACAAAGGUGGUUCAACCAGUUGUCAUGACUUGGUCCACGAAGUCCCAUGA